Molecule: messenger RNA, 2414 nt
Organism: Echinops telfairi (small Madagascar hedgehog)
Lineage: Eukaryota; Metazoa; Chordata; Mammalia; Afrosoricida; Tenrecidae
Gene: AMPD1
Product: adenosine monophosphate deaminase 1
Exons: 15
Coding region: 1-2232 (743 amino acids)
Biological process (GO): AMP metabolic process; IMP salvage
Cellular component (GO): cytosol
Molecular function (GO): AMP deaminase activity
Source: RefSeq, a predicted model, not a curated record
AUGCCUCUGUUCAAACUUGCAGAAAUUGAUGAUGCAACGCGGAGCUUUGCUGAAAAAGUAUUUGCUUCUGAAGUCAGAGAUGAGGGGGGCCGGCAUGAGCUUUCUCCCUUUGAUGUGGAUGAUAUCUGCCCCAUAUCUCACCAUGAGAUGCAAGCACACAUUUUCCACCUGGAAGCCCUGGCCAUCUCGACAGAGGGCAAGAGAAAGAAGCGCUUCCAAGGCCGAAAGACAGUUAAUUUGUCCAUCCCAGUAAGUGAAACAUCUUGCACCAAACUGUCCCUCAUUGAUGAAUGCAUUUCUUCAUCGCCGACCUACCAGACUGUGCCUGAUUUCCAGAGAAUGCAGAUCACCGGUGAUUAUGCCUCUGGGGUUACAGUUGAAGAUUUUGAGAUGGUUUGCACAGGGCUAUAUAAGGCACUGUGUAUACGGGAGAAAUACAUGAAGAAGUCGAUUCAGAGAUUCCCUAAAACUCCUUCCAAGUACAUGCGGAACAUUGAGGGCGAGGCUUGGGGAGAAAGCGAGAGUGUCUAUCCAGUCUUUACCCCUCCCCCGAAGAAGGGAGAAGACCCCUUCAGAACAGACAACCUCCCGGAAAACCUGGGGUAUCACCUCAAAAUGAAGGAUGGGGUCAUGUACAUCUACCCUGAUGAAGCAGCAGCCAGCAAGGAUGAGCCAAAACCACUUUCUUACCCAAAUCUGGACCUCUUCUUAGAUGAUAUGAAUUUUUUACUUGCUUUAAUUGCUCAAGGACCCGUUAAAACCUAUGCCCACCGGCGCCUGAGGUUCCUGUCUUCCAAAUUCCACGUCCACCAGAUGCUCAAUGAGAUGGACGAGUUGAAGGAGCUGAAGAACAACCCCCACCGCGAUUUCUAUAAUUGCAGGAAGGUGGACACCCAUAUCCACGCAGCUGCCUGCAUGAACCAGAAGCACCUGCUGCGCUUUAUUAAGCAGUCUUACCAAGUUGAUGCUGAAAGAGUGGUCUACAGCACCAACGGGGAAAAUCUCACCCUCAAGGAACUUUUUGCGAAAUUAAAAAUGCAUCCAUACGACUUAACGGUCGAUUCUCUGGAUGUUCACGCUGGACGCCAAACUUUCCAGCGUUUUGAUAAAUUCAAUGACAAAUACAAUCCGGUAGGGGCCAGUGAGCUACGGGACCUCUACCUGAAGACAGACAAUAACAUCAAUGGGGAAUAUUUUGCUACUAUUAUCAAGGAAGUAGGCUCUGACCUGGUGGAAGCCAAAUACCAGCAUGCUGAGCCCCGCCUGUCAAUCUAUGGUCGCAGUCCUGACGAGUGGAGCAAGCUGUCCUCCUGGUUUGUCCGCAACCGCAUCUGCUGCUCCAACAUGACGUGGAUGAUCCAGGUCCCCAGGAUCUAUGAUGUGUUCCGAGCCAAGAAUUUCCUUCCACACUUUGGAAAGAUGCUGGAGAAUGUUUUCAUGCCGGUGUUUGAGGCCACUGUCAACCCCCAGGCUCACCCAGACCUCAGCAUCUUCCUCAGACAUAUCACUGGCUUUGACAGUGUGGAUGACGAAUCCAAGCACAGUGGCUACAUGUUUUCCUCCAAGAGCCCCAAGCCCCAGGAGUGGACAAUGGAAAAAAAUCCGUCCUACACAUACUAUGCCUAUUACAUGUAUGCAAACAUCACAGUGCUCAACAGCCUGAGGAAGGAAAGAGGCAUGAACACGUUUCUGUUCCGACCUCACUGUGGGGAAGCCGGAGCCAUCACCCACCUCAUGACGGCAUUCAUGACAGCAGACAAUAUCUCUCAUGGCCUGAAUUUAAAGAAGAGUCCUGUGUUACAGUACUUGUACUUCUUAGCCCAAAUCCCCAUCGCCAUGUCGCCAUUAAGCAACAACAGCCUAUUUCUAGAGUAUGCCAAAAAUCCAUUCUUAGAUUUCCUCCAGAAAGGACUGAUGAUCUCUCUGUCGACCGAUGACCCGAUGCAGUUCCACUUCACCAAGGAACCCUUGAUGGAAGAAUAUGCUAUUGCUGCGCAAGUCUUCAAGCUGAGCACCUGUGAUAUGUGUGAAGUGGCAAGAAACAGUGUCCUGCAGUGUGGAAUUUCUCAUGAGGAGAAAGUCAAGUUUCUGGGUGACAAUUACCUUGAGGAAGGCCCUAUUGGAAAUGACAUCCGGAAGACAAAUGUAGCCCAAAUCCGCAUGGCUUAUCGCUAUGAAACCUGGUGUUAUGAACUCAAUUUAAUUGCAGAGGGUCUUAAACCAGCAGAAUAAGAUAAAGAAAUAACAAUAGCACAGACAAUAUCUUUAUUGUACUCUACAUGUGUUAGAUAUUCCACAGACAGUGAUUCAUUUAAUCCUGCUUCCAGCUCUGUGGAGUAGAAAUAGGCAUACCUCAGAGCUACUGCAGGUUUGGUGCCCGGCCACUGUAAUAAAGUGAAUAUUGUAAAAAGUGA